GGAGAGGGAGGAGAGAGCAGGAUCUUCGCAGAUAACGAGCCCGCGCCAUGCAGUCCUUUCGAGAAAGGUGUGGUUUCCAUGGCAACCAGCAGAGCUACCAGCCGACUUCACAAGAUACAUCACGCCUGGAGAAUUACAGGCAUCAAAGUCAGGCAGGGCCGAACUGCGAGCGGCAGAGGCUGGUGGCGAAGGAGUACUACAGUCAGCAGCAACUGCCGUACUCGGGCUACGAGAACAGCGCCGUGGAGAAAUACCACCGGGGAAAUAAGCAAUUAGCGGGGCAGCAGCUGCAAGGCAGGCCGGCCUUUUCCAAUUACACCGUGCAGGAGAACAGCCCCUACCCGGCCCGUUAUUCGGGGGACGAGAGCCUGCAGGCGUGGGGUGGCCAACCGCAGGCGCUGCCCGGUGGCAUGGCCAAGUAUGAGGACAGCCUGAUGAAGAAGACGGCGGCGUUGGCGGGUGGGCGGCCGUACCACGAGCCGGCAGCUGCCUCACUGCCCUUCCGGACUCACUUUCAGCAGCAGCAGCAGCAGCAGCAGCAACAACAGCAGCAGCAGCAGCAACAGCAGCAGCAGCAGCAGCAACAGCAGCAGCAGCAGCCGCCCGCGCUCCCCUACCCCAAGCUGCAGCGGCAGAAGCUGCCGAAUGAUGUCUCCUCGCCCAUGCCCUUCUCACAGAGCUCCCACUUCGGGCAACACUCGCAGUCCUUCCCUGCCUCCUCCACCUACUCCUCCGUGCCGGGGGGCAGCCAGCCAGCACACUCCUACAAGAGCUGCACGGCACCCUCGGGGCAGCCGCCGCUGGAGCGGCCCCUGGGCAGCGCCGCCAGCCUGGCCCCUGGCCCCCGCGUGCCCAACCUGCACGGCUACCAGCCCAACCGCAUCGGCUACGAGCAGCCCCCGCAACCACCGCCGCAGCCCCCACAGCCGCAGCCGCCGCAGCCCCCGCAGCCGCCUCAGCCCUCGCAGCCCCCACAGCCCUUGCAGGUGCGACAUCACGCCCCGGAGACCCUCCACUACCAAAACCUGGCCAAGUACCAACAUUAUAACCAGCCGGGCCAGACUUACUGCCAGGGCGACGCGCCGCCCGUCCGGACGCCAGAGCAGUACUACCAGACCUUCAGCCCCAGUGCCAGCCACUCGCCAGCUCGUUCCGUUGGCAGGUCCCCGUCCUACAGCUCCACUCCCUCCCCGCUGAUGCCCAACCUGGAGAACUUCCAGUACAGCCAACAGCCGCUGAGUGCCGGCGCCUUCCCAGCUGGCAUCGCUGACCACAGCCAUUUCAUGCCGCUGCUGAACCCUUCUCCCACUGAUGGGACGAGCCCUGACGCUCAAUCCGGGAAUUGCAAAAAUUUGCAGAAGGAGAAGCUACCCGAAAACCUGCUGUCAGACCUGAGCCUGCAGAGCCUGACAGCGCUCACCUCCCAGGUGGAGAACAUCUCCAACACCGUCCAGCAGCUGCUGCUCUCCAAAGCGGCCGUACCCCAGAAAAAGGGCAUCAAGACUCCAGCGAGGACCCCCGAGCAGCUCAAGGGGCAGCACUGUAGCCCUGAGAGUAGCACGUACUCAGCAGAACAGGUGGGGACCCCCCUCUCCGACCCGCUGAGCACCCCCCAGUCCGUCCAUGCUGAGACGCAGGACACUGACUAUCUCAGCGGGUCGGAGGACCAGUUGGAGAGGAGUUUCCUGUACUGCAACCAGAACCGCAGCCCUGCCCGUGUCAACAGCAACUCCAAGGCAAAGCCUGAGUCGGUGUCCACAUGCUCCGUGACCUCCCCGGAUGACAUGUCCACCAAAUCGGAUGACUCCUUCCAGAGCAUCCACGCCAGCCUGCCCCUCGAGACCUUCACCAAGUACGUGACCAACGAACGGGACUGUCCCCGGCUGCUCCUCAGUGCCCUGUCCCAGGAGGAGCUGGCUUCCGAGAUCAUCGUCCUGCAGGACGCCAUCAGCGAGAAGGCAGACAAAGCCUGGGCCAACUCGCCCAUGCUGAGCAAGGAGGCCACCAAGUCGCCCUUCCAGCUGGAGAACCAUCGGCCCUGCCUGGACUCCAUGGUGAAGGGCGCCUGGCCCAGCCAGGGUGACUCCAGCACGCUCACCGAGCCCCUCAAGCUGGACAAGGCUUCGGGGGCCAGCGCAGGGAAGGACUUCGUCGAGGAGGUGUACGAGGGUCCCCAGGUGGAGUUCACGGCCGCUGACACCAAGGACACGCUGAAGGACACUGCCUCACUGGCCUUCAACUCCAAGCCCAGCAUCCCAGCGGCGACAUCGAGCGCCGGAGCUGCCAGCUACAGCUGCUACUCAAAUACCACCGCCAAUUCGGUGGCAUCAGAGAACGCCAUGGAGCACUUCGAGUGGCCGGAGGAGAGCCUGGGCGAGGCGUGCCUGCGGUGGAAGGAGCUGCAAGCCACCGACCUCCCCAAGGGCUUGUUCCCCAGCAAAUUGGUGGGCUCUUGCAAGGAGAAAAAAAAUGCCUGCGGCUUGGAUCUGUGUGAUGGCGAACAGCCGGCCAAGAGCGAGCCAGCCCGGGACUUUGCCCAGCAGGCGAUGGAGGAGGAGGAAACGCUGACCUACGACGAAGCAGCAAAGGCAGAUAGUGAGAGGUGGCUGCAGGACACCCGACACUGCUGCUCGGCCGGGGACUUCAGUGAAAUCCCCAUCAUCUCCUCGCCGGAUCUGAAGGAGUCAGACCUGGAGGCAGAGGAGUACUCCUCGCUCUGCGAGCUGGCCAGCUCGGAGCAGAAGUCGGUGACGUACGACGCCUCGCCGCCCAAGCCCCUGGAGAUGCCCGCCGUUCUGUCCUCCAGCGAGGUGCCCGUGUCCGCCGAGGAGACCGUCAGCACAGUGGAGAAGGAUUGCUCUGCUCCCUCUGCGCGCCUCUCUGGCCAGUCUGUCAUCCUGCUGGGUCCCGCUGUGGGCACGGAGACCAAGGUGAAGAGCUGGUUCAAGUCCUCCCUGCCCCACAUCCAGCCUGAGGAGGAGAACAGCGGAGGGGAGACGUCACACCCGCAGGCAGCCGAUGCUGAAUCCGCCCCGUUAGUCGCAGUGAAGCAGCAACUCACCCCUGAAAAUGUGCUGGGGAAGACGGAGCCUGUCUCACGGGGCAAGAGCCUCCGCAAUAAGAGGGUCCACUGCCGGCUGCCGGAGGCGGACGGCCCCAGCAGCGCUGUGCCGAGCCCUUUUGAUGACCUGCCGGCAACUGGCGGCAUGGCCAGUGCCUGCCUCGGGCCAGAUGGCCAAGCGGAGAUAGCGAGCAAGAACGCCCACAGCCAAACACCCCGUUUUCCAGCUGAGGGUCUUCCAGCACGCAUGUGCACCCGCUCCUUCACCGCCCUCGCCGAGCCCCGCGCCCCAGCCCCACUGGAGGGGCUGAAGGCCCCCGCGCACCAGGAGAAGCUGGGGAAGAAGCCGGCCUGCGGUGUGAAGCAGCGGGUGGCUUUCAAAGCCAGGAAGCGCAGCAGCCGGCCGGCCCCCAAGGUGGUCCAGAACGCCAGCGACGCCACCCUCCUGAUGCCUGGCUUGGUGGUGACGGAGGAAAUGGCGGGGCCAACACUGCCGGAGGGGGACGUGGUGGAGGCAGGGGAGAGGGACCAGCGGUCGAUGAUUUUGCGCUCCCGGACGAAGACGCAGGAGGUUUUUUACACCAAGAGGCGGCGGGGCAAGAGGGCGGCCGACGUGCGGCUGAAGAACUGUAAGGCGCCCAAGAAGCUCAUCUCCAACAACCACCUCCCACCCGCCUUCAAGCUGGCAGCCCCGAGCAGCCCCCACAAGGAGGGGAAGGUGGGUGCCCGGAUGAAGCUGCCCAAAGCGGGGCCGGGCGUGGGGGGCAAGAUGUCCGAGCGGCCCCUGCACUCGCUGAAGAGGAAGUCCACCUUCAUCUCCCCCAUCCCUGCCAAGAAGAGGAACCUGGUCCUGCGGAGCAACAGCAGCGGAGUGAAGGAGGAGAAACCAGAGGCGCCCCCCAGCCUCUUCAAGAAGAUGCCUGUGGCCAAGAAGGUGAAAAGCAAGCUGCCCCCCAAGAGCUCCGGCGAAGGCAUCCCAAAGCCCCCCCCACCGAAAGAAGCCCCCGAUGUCUGCAUCAAGAUCACCUCCCGGGCAGCCUUCCAGGAGGCCACCAAGACCAAAGUGCUGCCUCCCCGCAAGGGCCGUGGCCUCAAGCUGGAGGCCAUCGUCCAGAAGAUCACCUCACCCAACCUGAAGAAGUUCGCCUGCAAACCAGCGGCCACAGCGGGGACAGCAGCGGCCACAGCGGCUGCCUACGGCACCUCCUUGAGCCCAGUGGUGGCGGAGAGGGAGCGGGCGGUGAAGCACAGCGGGGUGGCCCUGGUGGCAGGCGACAUGCGGCUGCCGAAGCCGGCAGCGGCACAGAAGGCACCCGUCAUGCCGUUGGCCGAGCAGCUCUGCCGAAACCCCAAUGGCCGAGCACCAAAGGGGAAGCUGGGUGGCGGGAAGAAGCUCUCCACUGACAGCUGCCAGGGUGAGGCCUGUACGCUGGCCCCGGGGGCCCAGCCCGGCUCCACCGUGGCGGCCAAGAGCUUGGGGCUCCUGCCCAAGAAGAGGAACCGCAAGGGCAAAGCAGCAACGCUGGGCAUGGCCAAGGUGCCCCUGGGCCCUGCACCGCCAUUGCUGCCCCGGGAGCUUGCUGGCUGGCGUCACGAGUUUGGGCGACCUCAGCUGAACCCGUCCUGCACGGGAGGCCAUGGGCCAGGGAGGACACUGCGUCCCCACCACUCGGGGACAGCUGUCCUGCUGCGUGGGGACCUGACAUGGCUUCUCCUCUCCUCGCAGGUUGCUUAUUAA
Molecule: messenger RNA, 4799 nt
Organism: Athene cunicularia (burrowing owl)
Lineage: Eukaryota; Metazoa; Chordata; Aves; Strigiformes; Strigidae
Gene: RAI1
Product: retinoic acid induced 1
Exons: 4
Coding region: 48-4799 (1583 amino acids)
Biological process (GO): circadian regulation of gene expression; regulation of transcription by RNA polymerase II
Cellular component (GO): nucleus
Source: RefSeq, a predicted model, not a curated record